Histoplasma capsulatum G186AR is the source of this 1434-nucleotide messenger RNA. Its product is annotated as thiamine-repressible mitochondrial transporter THI74. Gene Ontology annotation, cellular component: membrane. The record is from RefSeq and is a predicted model, not a curated record. NCBI's taxonomy places the organism in Eukaryota, Fungi, Ascomycota, Eurotiomycetes, Onygenales, Ajellomycetaceae. The coding region runs from base 1 to 1434 and encodes 477 amino acids. The transcript is spliced from 5 exons. Gene Ontology annotation, biological process: regulation of peptide transport.
AUGAGUUCGGAGCAGCUGGUGGACGGAAGUGAUGACGAGCUGUUGCAACAGCACAAGCCGCACCAGCACCAUCUCCACGAACAUCGGGCUCCUGUUGAGGACAUGCAGGUCGAAGAUGAAGCUUCAGGGAGCGUCAUCCGGUCUGCGCGGCCUCAAUCGAGAUCCACAUCCAGACCGAGAUCAUUGACUUCGGAGCGGAAGCAAGGCGGUAGGGAGGCCCGAUUGCCCUUGGGCAUAGGAAGACGGACUUUGGGAAUCAUAUUACUUUUGAUUGUGGUUGUUCUGUGGACAGUGUCAAACUUUUUGGCCAGUACCAUAUUUUCGGACAAUACUUACUCCAAGCCAUUCUUCCUCACAUACGUGAACACCACCUUUUUCAUCUUCCCCCUCCUCUUCAUCCUUGGACUCAGGCUUUUCCGCAUGUGGAGGGCCGGGCAGCUGUCCAAAGCCACCACGUUCCGAACGCUUCUCGAGCAGUUGGAUUCUCACGAGGUUGCGCACGAAUAUAGUCCCUUUCCAGCUUCGGAUGACGAUGUCCAUGAGCCGGGGGAUUCUGAACGAGGUGAUUCUGAGCGAGGGGACAGAUAUCGGCGGUUGCGCGCUGAAGAAGAAGAAGAAGAAGCAGGUGAUGAUGAUACUGGGCUGGUUGACGGCGAUGAUAAGGUGAACACUUUGUCAGAGAGAUUGGGUUUCAAGGCUACGGCCAAGCUGAGUUUGGAGUUCUGUUUGGUGUGGGCGAAUUAUUUUGCCGCAGCCUGUCUCCAAUUCACAACCGUCGGAAGCACGACGAUAUUAACUUCCACAAGUGGCGUCUGGACCUUGAUACUCGGUGCUGUACUUGGCGUUGAGAAAUUUACCAUCCGCAAACUCCUGGGAGUUUUGGCUUCCCUAACCGGAAUCAUCCUAAUAUCACGGGUUGACCUAUCCGGCGAAAACAAUGAUGAGAACCGCGGCUCUUUCCCGCACAAGUCGGCUGGUGAGAUUGCCAUUGGUGACGCCAUGGCCGCUUUCAGCGCGAUUUUGUACGGCGUGUAUACGAUCGUGAUGAAGAAACAAGUGGGAGAUGAAAGCAGAGUUAACAUGCCUCUGUUUUUCGGCUUGGUGGGAUUCAUCAAUACUUUCCUGCUGUGGCCCUGCAUGAUCGUGCUUCACCUGACAGGCUGGGAGACAUUUGAAUUGCCUCCUACACGACGUAUUUUGUUGAUUGUCAUUGUCAAUUCCCUCACCUCUCUUGUCUCCGAUAUUCUCUGGGCAUAUGCUAUGCUCCUAACAACACCGUUGGUGGUCACUGUUGGCCUCAGUCUGACCAUCCCUCUCUCGCUCGUUGCCCAGAUUGUCAUCCAGGGGCAGUACUCGAGCGCGCUGUACUGGCUUGGUGCGGCGAUUGUGUUCUUUUCUUUCUUGGUUGUUAAUCACGAGGGCAAGGGCGAAUGA